Messenger RNA from Cuscuta campestris, 2051 nucleotides. NCBI's taxonomy places the organism in Eukaryota, Viridiplantae, Streptophyta, Magnoliopsida, Solanales, Convolvulaceae. The record is from the annotation of a GenBank genome assembly.
CAUCCACCUGACCACCACCCAAACGACCUUUGAACUACUCUCGCAGCACUGUUCUUGCCCUUUGCAUAGAUUGCCAUUACACAUGAUUUUGCGGUUCGAUCUUGAUGAUUUUUUAUGCGUUGGUGCAAUUAUUCUAUUGUUUUGGCUGUUUUAGCGUUAAAUUUGGGAUGGAUAUGUGUGAUAUAGAGUGCCCUUAGAGAAUCUAUAGCUGGAUUUUGUUUCCAAUCGAAGACUCUUGUUGUUUUGGCAGAUUUGGGUUACGCUGCCACUGUUCACCGUGAGGUUGUAGACCAAAUUUUCUCCAGGUUAGUGCUCGUGUUUAAUCCAAUUUUAUGACGUUUCUUGCUCAUUUUAGGGUGCUUUCCAUUGUAAUUUUUUGGAUUUACUAAUUCUGUGUAUGUGUGUUGAAUCCCCUAAAUGCUUGGUUAAUUGACACCAUUCAUGUUCUUUGUCAUUGUGUGUGAACAUUUCUGACUGUGAUAUCUCUGCCUUGGAGUCUUGUUGUGAUAAUGGGAUGGAAUGGAGAAGAAUGUGAAGUAGGACAUUAGCCAAGAUAGAACAAAGGGAAACACGUUCAGAGAUAGCCGUGUCUGACCAUAUUUCACUCCGGCCAAGAUGACCCAAAUAGUGGCAGAUUCCCCAAGCAACAGCAGGCAGAUCCGGCGAAGUCCAGCAGCUCGGGCAGAGUAACAGCCAUCAUCCAGUGGCGGCGGCAAGCCGGUAACUCUCCGGCGAACUGACAACCGUGGUCACCCAGCAACUCCGGCGAAGGUGAGGUUCGGGUAGUGAAUUUUAACCAUGGACAGUGAGGAUGAGACCGAGCAGCAACGAUGACAGAUCCAGGCGGGCUUGGGCAGUGACGGGCUUGCUUAGGCAGCGAUACUGGACUGUGCGUGACGCCGUCUACCCUCCGUUCGGGUCAAGUUCUCUCUCUUACCAUCUAGGUGACCAUUCCAACACUAUGAAAGAAUCUGUUAGGCUCAACUUCAAGGGGAAAUGGAUGAGAGGGCAAAAGCUGUUUUGUGGGUGUUUUGGGCUGGGACGUAUGGAACAAGAGAGGGGAAGUUCAGGGUGAUUGUGGUUAAGGAAGGAGAGGGGAGAAUGAGAAGGGGAUGGGUUCUUGGGGUGGUGGCCGAAAUAAAGUGGAGGAGGGAAGUAUAUAUUUUAGUUGUUUUCUUGAGGGGGGAAUAAACCAAGCAGGUGUUAAGAGAUAUUACACACUCUUAUCUUUUACUUGGGGUGAAUCUAGUAUUCAAAUAAGAUAUUACACACUUAUUCAAAUAGCUAGAACCUAUAACUCACACCUAAGAGAACCACUCUUAAGAUAUAGAAAUAGGAAUUUAAAAUAGAACACACACAAGUGUAUUGCUACUGAAAUGGGAAAUACAAUCUGCCCUUUUACAAGGCCUAUGGCCGAAAUAUAGAUAGCAAAACAAGGGAGACUACCUAGUCUCUUAUUCACACAAAUUAAAGGAAUAAUAACCACUUAUUUGAGUCCUUUGGUGGGGGAGGAAAUCAGAGAUAGGGGCUGGCUUGUGGGGCUAUUGUUGGGUUAUUAUUGUGGUGGAGUGGGCUGCUAUUUUGGGGGUUUUUGGGUGGGUUGUUUCGGCCAGGCAGGGGGUACAAAGGGUGAGUGGGCUGGCUAUUUUGGAGGGAUGCAAUAGGUGGUUUAUGGAGAUGCAAAGGUGAGUGGGAUUGCUGCCAAGGUGGGCCAAUAUGUCUUGUUUGUUUGCAGCUUGUUUCCUUACAUAUAAUGGAGAGCAUAAUGGGGAACAAGUGUGGGGGUUGUGACAUGGGUUUGGGCAGGUUUUUUGGGUGAUUGUGUUCGGCUACAACAAGGGNAGGAGGGUUGGGUUGUGUUUUUAAAGGUUGGUUUGGAUACUUAGGGUGUGGUGGUUUUGGCCAGGGUUGGGGUUCGGCCUCAAGGUGGGGAAGGAUCCAAGGACAUUAUGGUUAGGUCAUGAUUUUUAAUGGUGAUAAAUUCACUCCAAAAAGGAUCAUAACACUUGGCCAUUAUUCCGUUGAUUUGUUUAAGGACUUUAGAGUCGUUG